AAAAUCAGUUCCAACACUUAAAAGGAAGCUUGCAUAAGCAUGGAGAUGCUGGCUUCUUCUCUACAAACGCUCCCAUCUCCAUUGCCAACCACAACAACUUGUUCAUCAGAAUCUUCAUGUAAAACUUCAGUUUCCACAAGGAGAAGAGCAGUUGUCUCUGCUUCAACUGCUGCGAUGGCUUCUUUACUCCAAUUUUCAAACCCCAUUUCUCCUCUAUGUUCUGCCAUCGCCCUGCAACCACAACAAGUGGAACUUGAUCAAGAAGGAGAUAGACUUGUUCAUCUGUUCCAGGAAACCUCACCAUCGGUUGUGUUUAUUGAAGACCUUGAGUUAGCUAAAAUCCCAAAGAGUUCUUCCAAGGAAGAUACGGUUUCCCAGGAUGAAGAUGCAAAAGUUCAAGGGACAGGUUCUGGCUUCAUCUGGGACAAGUUUGGUCAUAUUGUUACUAAUUACCAUGUUGUGGAUAAAUUGGCUACCGAUCAAACUGGGUUGCAACGAUGUAAGGUGUUUCUGGUUGAUGCUAGAGGGACUAGCUUUACCAAACAAGGGAAACUUAUUGGCAUUGAUCCAGCCUAUGAUUUAGCUGUUUUAAAGUUUUUCUUCUUGCUUUGAAAUUAUUUCCACCUGCCGGUUGAUGUUGAGGGCUAUGAACUAAAACCAGUUGUGAUCGGCACUUCUCGGGACAUGCGUGUGGGACAGAGCUGUUUCGCCAUCGGAAAUCCCUUUGGAUACGAGAAUACUUUAACAACAGGGGUGGUUAGUGUAUUAGGCAGAGAGAUACCUUCCCCAAAUGGCAGGGCUAUUAGAGGAGCAAUUCAAACAGAUGCUGCCAUUAAUUCAGGUGAACAUUAGCUGGAUUUGAUUUGUAAGCUAACAUCCAAGAAUGUUAUCUCAUUUGCAGACCCAAUAUUACUGUACUCUUGAAGAUCAGCUGUGAUACACCCUAUAUUUCCCUGCAAGCAACUCCGGUGGACCGUUGAUAGAUUCAUACGGUCAUGUCAUUGGUGUUAACACCGCAGCUUUCACUCGAAAAGGGACAGGAAUAUCCUCCGGUGUGAACUUCGCGAUACCGAUCGACACAGUCGUGCGAACGGUACCGUACCUUAUUGUGUAUGGAACCCGAUAUAGCAACAGGUUCUGACACAAUAUAAUCUAUGUUACGAGGACUCUUCAUUUUCGUUUGAGUAUCUAUGUAUAUUACCUAUGUCAAGACUCGAAUUUUACGAAAAUCAUUUUAUCAUUUA
Messenger RNA from Hibiscus syriacus, 1244 nucleotides. RefSeq names its product protease Do-like 5, chloroplastic. The transcript has 5 exons. The record is from RefSeq and is a predicted model, not a curated record. Bases 40 to 612 code for a protein of 190 amino acids. NCBI's taxonomy places the organism in Eukaryota, Viridiplantae, Streptophyta, Magnoliopsida, Malvales, Malvaceae.